AACACAUCGUCGCACGGGCCUUGCGAUCAGCGGAACGCCCUCCGCAACUUAGCCAACCCCACGGUCUUGCACAGCCGCGUAGUAAGACCAUUCUGUAUUGUGCAUAUGGUCCUAUCGGCUACUGCCUAGCAUCAUUACCUUUCGAAGAUGCAAUGAGCACUACAGCUGGGUCUCAAUUCGGCCCAGAAGAUGCGCCGCCCACCAGAAGCUCAUUACAGCUUCACGAUACCGUCGAUCCACGAUGACACGACACUCGAUUGCCGCGUAUACCAUCCAGAUGCCCUGACCAAGCCGAAAGAGUCGGUCGAUAUCGCGCAAUGGAGGAGGAGGGGUAUCGUCAUGGCACACCCAUACGCGCCAAUGGGUGGUAGCUAUGACGAUCGGGUAGUUAGCAUCGUAGUGGAGGAGUUCUUACAUGCUGGAUGGAUGGUGGGCACGUUCAACUUUAGAGGUGCUCACGGGUCCAAGGGACGUACUAGCUGGUCUGGAAGACCUGAACUAGACGACUAUACAUCCUUCGCCGCAUUCUUCAUGCACUACAUAUCCUGCCUUCGACCGCGUCUUACCUCCGAGCUUACCUUCGUGCCUGAUCAGCCGCCGAUACUAUCCAGUCAAAGCGAACCGGCAUCGACGCAUGACGAUGAGUCUCCCAUAGUCAUACUAGGAGGCUACUCUUAUGGCUCCCUCAUCCUUAGACACCUACCGCCCGUACCGACUAUACUACAACCUUUUUCUGCUCAAGUGGCGGGUACUGCAGCUGAUGAGAUAGUUCUGCGCGCUCGCAAGCUAGCAGACCAGAGCAAUCUGGAAUGGAUCAACCUAGCUCGGGAUGAAACCAGAGCUAGGGCGAAGAGUAGAGCAGGGAAUGAACCGAGACCUCAGGUUACAAUGGGUGGGGAAGAGACCAGUCCAGAAAAGCGCAGGAGUAGCAGAGACGUCCGAAGAAGUCUCGAGGGCGGCUCGCGGCUCGAAAUCCGAACGAGGUUAAGAAGCCUCAGUCACAGGCGACGGCACGAAAGCCAUGAACCGAUACAGCAGCCGGGAAAGAAUAGCGCGACGACUACAAUGCCAGAUGUGCGCUAUCUGCUCAUCUCGCCGUUGACAGCCCCAACCUCUACACUUGCUGCACCGGCAUUGAUACACAAGUUUUGGAGCAGGUCUAAAAACGACUAUCAGGAAGUGAUUGGGAAGCAUAUAACCCUAGCCAUCUAUGGUGAUCAGGAUAUCUUCGCUUCGUCAAAGAAAAUCCGGGACUGGUCAGAACAACUCAAAGCCGAGCCGGCAUCACGCUUUACCAGUGUUGAGGUCGCAGGCGCAGGGCACUUUUGGCAUGAGAACGGCGUUGAAGUAAGACUAAGAUCUGCGCUGAAGGAGUGGGAAGCUGCGAUACGAUAGCAGAAUACAAGAUUCUCGAGUUUAGAGUCUUGUUUCCAGCGGGUACAUUCUCGUUGGAUCAAGUCUGCUUUCUUCUCAUCCUCUGACAACGCUUCGUCCAUGUCUUCUGCAUAUAUCCACCAGUACUUUCUCGUCCUAGACUGAAUACAAUGUGUACGGCGCUCUCUUAUCGAGCGGGAAUCACUAUGAAACACUCCAUUUGUCUUCCGCUCUGUAGAAUACGCACGUGUGAUCUCAAGCUUUCCGC
Messenger RNA from Alternaria rosae, 1642 nucleotides. RefSeq lists its product as uncharacterized. Lineage: Eukaryota; Fungi; Ascomycota; Dothideomycetes; Pleosporales; Pleosporaceae. The record is from RefSeq and is a predicted model, not a curated record. The transcript is spliced from 2 exons. The coding region runs from base 190 to 1395 and encodes 401 amino acids.